Molecule: messenger RNA, 2613 nt
Organism: Hydra vulgaris (swiftwater hydra)
Lineage: Eukaryota; Metazoa; Cnidaria; Hydrozoa; Anthoathecata; Hydridae
Product: glutamate--cysteine ligase catalytic subunit
Biological process (GO): glutathione biosynthetic process
Cellular component (GO): glutamate-cysteine ligase complex
Molecular function (GO): glutamate-cysteine ligase activity
Source: RefSeq, a predicted model, not a curated record
GUCGGCUUAGCGAUUGAAAUAAAAAAGUUUGGAAAUCUGCUGAGUAAACAUCGUUUUUAGGAAAACUAAAAUAAUCAUGGGACUUUUAACUGUUGGUACUCCGUUAAGUUGGGAGGAUACAAAAAAGUACGCUGAAAAAAUCAAGAAACACGGAAUAUUACAAUUUAUCAAUCUAUAUAAGAAUCUCAAAGAUCGCCAACGUGAUACUUUAAAAUGGGGCGACGAGAUUGAAUAUACGUUAAUAUAUAUUGAUCAUAAGAACAAGUCAGCUCGGUUGCUCUUAAAAUGUAGUGAUAUUCUGCAUGUUUUACAAGAAGAAGAAAACAACAACCCAGGUUCUAAUCAAAAUGCAUGGAGGAUGGAGUAUGCAGAUUACAUGGUUGAAGGUACACCAGGGCAGCCAUUUGGAGGAUGUUUAAAGCAAUUUAACAGAGUUGAAGCUAGUAUGAGGUCAAGACGUGAAGAAUUAAUGCGUGUUCUUAAAGAAAAUGAAACUGUUAUUUGCUUUGCUUCAUUUCCUAGAAUUGGUUGUCCAGGUUUUACUGAGCCAAUAUUAGCAUCUUCUCCUGCAUUAAAUCCUUCUUCUAAUUCACUUUACUAUCCUGAUCGAGCUAUUUACCCAUCACAUCCCAGAUUCAAGACUCUAACAAAAAACAUACGCAGCAGAAGGGGAUCAAGACCAAGCAUAAAUAUACCAGUAUUUAGAGAUAUAAAUACACCUGAACCAUAUAACCAAGAUAUACCUAAUGAUGAUGGUGAAGCCAAAUUAGCUGUUUUACCAAAUCAUGUAUACAUGGACUGCAUGGGAUUUGGUAUGGGCUGCUGCUGCUUACAAGUUACAUUUCAAGCUUGCAACAUAAAAGAAGCCAGGAUGCUUUAUGAUCAACUAACUGUUCUUGCUCCAAUUAUGUUAGCUUUAAGUGCAGCAUCUCCAGCAUUUCAAGGUAUGCUAACAGAUAUUGAUGUUCGAUGGGGAGUCAUUAGUGCAUCUGUAGAUGAUCGCACUAAAGAAGAAAGAGGAGAAUUGCCACUUAAAAAUGACAAAUUUCGAAUUCCCAAAUCUCGAUACAGCUCGGUGGACAUGUAUAUUUCUGAAUGUUCAUCACAUUUAAAUGACAUUCCUGUUAACUAUGAAGAAGAACAUAAACAAAUGUUAAUAGAUGCUGGCAUUGAUGAAACACUUGCUAUUCACAUUGCUCACCUGUUUAUUCGUGAUCCUGUGUCACUUUUUGCAGAAAAAAUUAAUCUUAAUGAUGAAGUUGAUACUGACCAUUUUGAGAAUAUUCAAUCAACUAACUGGCAGAGUGUUCGCUUUAAACCUCCUCCCUCAAACAGUAAAAUUGGAUGGCGUGUAGAGUUUCGUUCAAUGGAGGUUCAACUUACUGAUUUUGAAAAUGCAGCAUAUGUUGUCUUCAUUGUUUUACUUACAAGAGUAAUUCUUUCAUAUAAGUUAAACUUCCUUCUACCUAUAUCUAAGGUAGAAGAAAAUAUGAAAAGAGCUAUGAAAAGAGAUGCAGUCAAAAAAGAACUUUUCUACUUUAGAAACACUACAUCAUAUGAUGCAUCAGAUGAACAGGUUGAAUUGACUAUUGACAGCAUUAUUAAUGGACAGGAUAAUGGAUUUCCUGGUUUAAUAUCGUUGAUAAGAAGUUACUUAGACUCCAUAGAUGUUGAUAUAGAUGUAGGAUGUACAAUAAAACAGUACUUAUGUUUCAUAAGCAGAAAAGCUUCAGGUAACCUGCAGACAAUGGCAUCUUAUAUGCGAAAUUAUAUUUGCUCACAUCCAGAGUAUAAAAAAGAUUCAUUUAUUCCCGAAGCAAUUAUGUAUGAUUUAAGUGUGCAUCUAGAUAAAGUAUCUCAAGGAAAAAUUGGCUGUCCUUCUUUAUUUGGCAACCCUAGCACAAAAAGUUUAAAUGUCACUCCUCCAAACUGUGUUAAAGUGUCCGAGGAAGUAGAGGAGCUUACUAAAAAAAUUCUUAGUGUAAAAAGAAUAAAUGAAGAUAAAUUAGAAGAAAGGGAUACUUUACAAGAUAAUCUUACACGAUCUCUAGGUGUUGAUGUUAUUAUCGAUUCAAAUUUGCAAAUGUAAAUGGAGAUUCUUUCCUAAAUAUUUUGCGUUAAACGCAUCUAGUUGCUGGCCAUUGUUUGUUUUAUUUGUUUUCACUGGCAUAAUUUCAAUUAUUGACUUAGAAAGCAUUAGAAGAAUAACUUGUUUCAUAUUCAAAAGAAGACAUUUUUUUAUAACUUAUUUUACAAUAGAAUUUAGCUAUUUUCAUUUUAUAUUCAAUUUUUGACUUUUUUAAACUUGCAAUAUUUUUUAAAGUGAAAAUUAAAAAUGAAUUUAGAAAUAUAAAAUAUAGUUUUUAAACAAAUAUAUAUUUGAUCGCUCUUUAAAGCUGAUGAUUUAAAACUAGAAGGAUUGGUGCUUCCAUGGUAACAUAUUUUUGUGACAUAGCGGGCACAAAUUAGGUUAUUGAAAAACAGUAUUAUGUUUAUUAUUUUAUGAUUUCACGAGAUAAGAAAAAGUUGCUAAUUUUCAAAAGUCAUGUUAACCUCUUACAAGAAGUAAUAAUUAUAAGUUUCAAAAAAAUGAAAAAAAUUGACUUUUUAAAA